UGUUGUUGAUGCUUUCUGAAAUCUUAAGAAAGGUUAUGUCUUCUGAAGUCUGGCCUUCAGUGAAUAUGGUUUGUAAAAUGUUACAUUAAGUUCCUCCCUUUCUCUUACAAUUUUUUUAAAACGCAUAUUCAGUCUACAAAGUCACAGGACUUCUCGUUUUUUAAAAAGCCUCUCCUAAUUACAGUCUUGCAGAAAUACGUGUAGCCAUUUUCAUACAAGUUGCUCUCUUUUGUGUCAUUUUUCUUUUUAAAAAGUUAUUGAGUAUAGUCUCUGAAACAGAUGAAGUGGUAUCUUGCUUCGCAGGCCACCAGGUCCCUGUCCCGAAUGUGCAGAAGCAGACUCUCAUCUUUUCUUUCUUCAGCUGCAAGGAGCAAUUUCCCAGCUGAGUGUUUCACACUGGAUCAUUUUUUCUUUGAUUCUUUUCCGAGUGUACGGCUGAUGUUUAUAUUUUUCAUGUUUGCAAAUUAUGCAGUGUAUUGGUAGCAGGUGUGGUGCCCGCUUGGAUGUGCAGAGUUCACCGAUGUGUGAUCUCAAAGCCCUUGUUUUUGCUGCAUUUGCAGAUGUCAGGUUAGUGGCAUCACAUUUAUUAAUUUAUUAUUGAUUUCCUGUGUGUGUCCAAAUAAUGGGUCAAAAUUUCAUCCUCUGGACAAAAGCGUAAUACCCUUAUGGCUUACUCACACAGGAUCAGACAUCUAACUAAAACUCAAGGAAUCUCAUUCAUGCUGCAUGGGGCUGCUGCAUUUAUAUGCUGCAUGGGGCUCGGGGGGCAAAAUCCAGAAGCAUCGAGUGAUAGUUAUUAUAGAGUCUUUUUAGAUAAUUCUAAGAAUGCAAUAAGCUUAUGUUACAAGUUAAAGACAAAGUUUCGUUAAUGUACUUAAUAUCAUUGUGCCUUGAUGCCAGUUUCCUUUUUUUUCUCCACAGAUUCACAGCUGAAGUUCAAGGUUUACACAGACUUAAAUAUUCUUUCCUCAUUUGACACCUACCCUCUCUUUCAGCCUCUUUCUGAAAUAACGAUGUCUUUUCACUUCUUCUCUGGGCUUGUUUUAUGUUUGUGAUGUUAGUGAAGUGGCUGUAGCAGUCUCUGUGAUGGCUGCUGUUGGCUGGAAGUUUAGCAGGUUCCUGAAGUUUAAAGUUAACUUAUUUAUAAAGAGACAAUUGGCAAAAUUCCACGUCCAUUCCCUGUCGGACCUUAACCUACGUACCUACAUGGACUAAGCCUCUUUCCCAGCCUGGCUCCCUGUUUUCCUGUAUCUCCAGCUACCUGCCUGAGAUCAGGACCAUCUGGAAGCCACUGUUCACCCUUCUCUCUAUGGCUACAUAACUGCUUCCAGAGCAGUCACAUUGGAGGCUUCUGCUCUCUGUGGGAAUGUGGAACACCUGCAGAGCUCUCGUCUUGGCUCUGGUAGCUGCAUCAAACUUUCCACGUGUGCAUGUCCUGGAUUGCUUCCAAAGCGCUGAUACUGACUGCUACAGUCAUGCCAACGCAGCGUCAAGUAGCCGGCCGUCCUCAUCGGCUGUCAAAUCCUGGUGGAACGUGAGUUUUUCAAACCUCACGCGCGACCUGGACCGGUUCAUCGUCUCCUGUGAGAAGCUGUUAGAAUCCCUCCCAGUUGAUGACGUUAAUGGCAACUUUGUUCGCACUGUGAAGAACUGCGUAUUUUCCAAAUCCGUUCCUACCCCACUGAGAGGCCCGCUGCGACUGGCGGCCGUUUCUAAGGAUGUGAUUGAGGGUAUCUUAGAGUUAGAUGUGGCGGUAACACAGUCGGAGAGUUUCUUGCUUUAUGCAAGCGGUGGCAGACUUCUACCUGGUUCUGUACCACUUGCUCAUAGAUAUGGAGGUCACCAGUUUGGCUACUGGGCAGGUCAGCUGGGUGAUGGUCGAGCACAUUUGCUCGGUCAGUAUUUAAACAGGAAGGGGGAGGUGUGGGAGCUGCAGAUCAAAGGCUCUGGGAAAACUCCAUAUUCACGGUCUGGAGACGGUCGAGCUGUAAUCCGCUCCUCAGUGAGGGAGUUCCUGUGCAGCGAGGCGAUGCAUUUCCUUGGUAUUCCCACCAGCAGGGCUGCCAGUCUGAUAGUAAGUGAGGAGCCGGUGUUCAGGGAUCAGUUCUACGAUGGAAAUGUGAAAACAGAGAGAGGAGCUGUUGUUCUCCGGUUGGCCAAGUCCUGGUUUCGGAUUGGAUCGUUAGAAAUUUUGUCUGAAAGUGGGGAAAUAGAUCAUCUAAGAACGCUGCUGAAUUUCAUCAUCGACAAACAUUUUACUUUCAUUAGUGCAGAUGAUCCAGAAAAAUAUCUGGUGUUUUAUUCUACGGUUGUAAAUGGAACGGCACAUCUGAUUGCUCAGUGGACGUCUGUCGGGUUUGCGCAUGGUGUGUUUAACACAGACAACUUCAGUCUUCUGUCCAUCACCAUCGACUACGGACCAUUUGGCUUCCUGGAGUCGUACGACCCCAAUUUUGUCCCGAACACGUCUGAUGACGAGGGCAGAUACAGGAUGGGAGCUCAGGCCGAAGCUGGCUUGUUCAACCUGGAGAAGCUCCUGCUGGCUCUGAGGCCUUUAUUCACACAGAAACAGCAGAAACAGGCUAAAAUGAUUUUAAAUGAAUAUACGAAUGUUUACCAGAUGCGGGUUCUUCAGAUAUUUAAGACAAAACUGGGUCUUCUUGGUGAAGACGAGGAAGAUAACGACCUUAUUGCCUUCCUGCUUAAGAUGAUGGAGGACACGCAGUCGGACUUCACCAUGACGUUCCGCCAGCUCAGCGAAGUUUCGGCCAAUCAGCUUGGCAGCAUGAACUUCACGCAGGUAGAGCUGAGGUGGAAUUAGACUACACGUCUUUAACCAUAAAUACAUUUGAUGCACGCGUUUUUAGUCUUUUUAUUUUGAGUUCUUCCUUGUUUCCUGUUUUUAUUUUGUUGAGUUUAUUCACAAGUGUUUCCUGAUUCUGGUUUCUCGUAGUCACGACUGGUUUCUUUUGCUGAUUGUCUCGCCUGCUGCUCAUCAUGUGAUCGGUUCUGUGUACAUCGG
Molecule: messenger RNA, 3022 nt
Organism: Melanotaenia boesemani (Boeseman's rainbowfish)
Lineage: Eukaryota; Metazoa; Chordata; Actinopteri; Atheriniformes; Melanotaeniidae
Product: protein adenylyltransferase SelO-like
Exons: 17
Coding region: 1367-2821 (484 amino acids)
Source: RefSeq, a predicted model, not a curated record